UUUGCUUCCCCUGGGCCUCUCAAUUCGUAAGACGACCAAGUAUAGUCUGGCGGCAAAUGUGGCUCACUGAAAUCGGAGAGUCACCGCAACAAAAAAUUGUUUCUACACUCAGUUAGGCGGAUCCUCUGGUCUUACUCCUGAGUCACUUCCUGUUGUCAACUAUACACCCACCACACCAGCACAUCAAGACUCAUUUCGGCCCUACCAAACUGCUCAGCAAAACCGCUGUGAAAUUUCAAGUUUCUGCAAAUACGAGUGUUCCAAAAAAGGUGACCCAAAAGCUUGCAGCAUUUUUUAUCACACAGCAAAACAGAAUAAACUGUGAAGCAGCAGUCAACCACUUUCCACAUGCUGCCAUUCAGGGCGGACGAGGCCCAUAUGUCUGGUGGCGAGUCUAUUACUCAGAACUACACCAGUCGCGCCGCCGAAGAUAUUGCCGAGCACGUCUCAAACGAUGCACUUGAGUCAUCUAUCCCCGUUCAUCCUCUGGGAGUGAAGCCCUUGGGAAAUCAGUACUUUGCCUCUGGCGGUAAUGCACGGCGGAAUAUUGGGGUUUUCCAAAUACUCCCUGAUGAAGCAUUGAUGCUCUUACUUGAACAAUUUGAUGCACGAACUCUCAGGGUGCUGGGAUACACUUGCAAAUUUUUGUUCGCAUUCUGCAGCUCGGAUGAUUUGUGGAAGACUCUAUUUCUCGAAUCACAUGAAGAGAAUCCUCGCCCUUUCGAGUGGUUUGGCUCUUGGAGAUCCAGCCUCCUUGGCUUGAUCAAGGACAAAAAUACGAAAGUAGACUGCAGCACCGUUUUCUCCGAUGUUCUGCACCGUCCCUUUGUUUGCAGCCAUGUGCCUUUGGCAAGGUAUGCCGCUGGCAUUCCCAAACAGAAUCAAAUCAGGAAGUUCCCAGAUUUGACAUAUGAUGAUUUUGCGGACAAAUGGAGCAGCACUCCAUUCGUGCUCACCGACGUCGUGCCUGCUUGGCCCGUCUAUAAUCAAUGGACCCUCGACAGCUUGUUAAGCAAAUAUUCCGACGUCAGUUUCAGGGCCGAGGCCGUAGACUGGCCGUUCUCGACGUACCACCAAUAUAUGCUCGAUACCAAGGAUGAAAGCCCUCUGUACCUCUUCGACAAGAGAUUCGCCGAAAAGAUGAAACUCACCAUUGGUCGGCAAGACGGCGCUGCAUACUGGAAGCCUGACUGUUUCGGGCCCGACCUGUUUGAACUUCUCGGAUCCGACCGUCCAGCACAUCGCUGGCUCAUUAUCGGUCCAGAAAGGAGCGGCUCAACAUUCCACAAGGAUCCAAACGCAACCAGUGCAUGGAACGCGGUCAUUCAGGGUUCUAAAUACUGGAUCAUGUUCCCUCCGUCAGUGCACGUGCCCGGUGUGUAUGUAUCCGAGGACAACAGCGAGGUAACCAGCCCUCUCAGUAUUGCGGAAUGGCUUUUAGAGUUCCAUGCCGAGGCCCGCAUGAUUCCCGAGUGCGUCGAGGGAGUAUGCAACGCCGGAGAGGUUCUCCAUGUUCCCAGUGGCUGGUGGCAUCUGGUGGUGAACUUGGAGGCUGGAAUUGCCUUGACGCAGAAUUUCGUCCCGAAAUCUCACCUUUCGGAUGCGUUAAGUUUUCUCCGAGACAGGCCGGAUCAGGUUACUGGAUUCAAGAGGGAAAUAAAAUAUCCAUAUGAACUGUUUAGGGGUGGCCUCGAACAGAAACACCCUGAGCUGCUAGAGAAAUCGUUGGAGGAGCUUGAGCAGCGUGCGCAAAGAAAGAGAAAGUGGGAUGCCGCGGUCGGACCACAGGGAGAAGCAGAGGAGGAUGGCGGUGGCGGUGGCUUUACAUUUGGUUUUGGUGGCGGUGAUGACGAUGACAUCCCCUAAGAAAACCGAUGCAACUAUCACGAGUAAAUGCUGGCUCUGUCUACUCAGACAUUAACCAGGGUGCAGCCAAGCACGGCAUUGCUGGCAAAGUAAGUAACCGGCAUGCUUGACAGCCAGUCGGCCAGCUCAUAGUCGAUAUGGUGUUUAGGUAUUUUGUAGCCAGAGCGCAUGCAAUGUGUCUAGUCUAGUUGACUGAGAUG
Pyricularia grisea is the source of this 2066-nucleotide messenger RNA. RefSeq lists its product as uncharacterized. Gene Ontology annotation, cellular component: nucleus. Lineage: Eukaryota; Fungi; Ascomycota; Sordariomycetes; Magnaporthales; Pyriculariaceae. The record is from RefSeq and is a predicted model, not a curated record. The transcript has 2 exons. Bases 349 to 1866 code for a protein of 505 amino acids. Gene Ontology annotation, molecular function: protein binding; cis-regulatory region sequence-specific DNA binding.